This is a messenger RNA of Manihot esculenta (cassava), 3171 nucleotides long. Its product is annotated as probable serine/threonine protein phosphatase 2A regulatory subunit B''delta. The transcript is spliced from 13 exons. Gene Ontology annotation, molecular function: calcium ion binding; protein phosphatase regulator activity. The coding region runs from base 811 to 2439 and encodes 542 amino acids. NCBI's taxonomy places the organism in Eukaryota, Viridiplantae, Streptophyta, Magnoliopsida, Malpighiales, Euphorbiaceae. The record is from RefSeq and is a predicted model, not a curated record. Gene Ontology annotation, biological process: protein dephosphorylation. Gene Ontology annotation, cellular component: protein phosphatase type 2A complex.
GCCCUAGCCUAGGUGCAGGCUGUGAACCGUAUGGAACUGGCUUAUAUAAUCCGUACAAGUUACGAAGGUGUCUCAACUCUGAACAGUCUCUGCAACUCCGUACUCGUUGAUGGCAGUUUCGUUUAACCAAAACCGCGUCUUCUUUUUUCGAAACUCGCUUCUUCCUCUCUCCCAUGGCUACUGCUACUGCGGCAGCUACUAGUAGUUUCCUCCUCAUUUUCUAUAAUUUCCAAUUCUCUAAACAUUCACCGCUCCUUUGCUUCUCUUCCAAAUUUCUCCUUCUGUUUCUUGAUUCUCCGAUUUCGAGAGCAACAAUUUGAGCAAAGUGCUUUCUGGAAAGUGGCGUUGAUGCUACAGUAUGUGCUGUGGAUAAUUUUUGUCAGAAUUUCUAGGGUUUCGCACAAAUUCUUUUAGCUUUUUAGUUGGAUUUUUUCGUUUUUGGCUUCUGCUGAGAGAAUUUUGAAGAGUUGCUAGGAAGCUUAGGAAGCAGGAAAAAAAAAUACUAGAAAGGGAAAAAACUUUAUACGGGAAAGUUCGGGAAGCAUUGAAGCUCCUACGUGCUUCCCUUGCUGGGUUUGAGUAGCACAUCUGUUUUUUGUAGUUGGACUUGCCUUAGGUAGUUAGGUUUCUUAAGCGUGCCAUUUCUGAGCGGGAAAAACUCCCCGUGAGGCAUGAUUGACAGGAAAAUGAUGUGAAUUUUGAGCAAUUCUGAUGUAACUUGCAAGAGAUGAUUUGAGAAAGUGAAUAGCUAGGUUUUGGGAGUGGCUAUUGGCUUCUUUUGAAAAUUGAUAAUAGGGAUAAUUGUGUGACAUGGAUAUCGAUAUGGUGGGUGGUGGUGGAGAUGCUCCUUAUUUGGACCCUGAGUUGUUGCAGCUUCCAGAAGUGUCUCCAUUUGUACUCAAAGCGAGUCCUCAGCUUGCAGAGGAGUUGUUCUCUCAGUGGCUGUCACUUCCAGAUACCAUACGACUGGUGAAAUCUUUAAUUGAUGAUGCAAAAGUUGGCAAUCCCGUUAACUUCUUUGGGAUCUCCGUUAAUACAAGUGCUUCUGGGGGCAAUUCAUUGCCUUCCUUGUUUCCUGCUGGUAGUGCACCUCCGCUUUCACCAAGAAGUUCAUCUGGUUCUCCACGCAUGUCCAAGCAAAAGACAGGCCCUUCUUCUUUGGGUUCUCCAUUAAAAUUAGUUAGUGAACCAGUACAAGAAUUCAUACCUCAGUUCUAUUUUCAAAAUGGUCGUCCACCGGCGAAUGAACUGAGAGAACAAUGUAUCUUGAGAAUUAAACACUUUUUCAGUAAUCAUUUGGAUGGAUUGCGAAUAGAUGAAUUUAAAUCUAUUACAAAGGAAAUUUGCAAGUUACCGUCUUUCUUCUCCUCUGCAAUUUUUAGGAAGAUAGAUAGUGACUGCUAUGGGAUAGUGACAAGGGAUGCAUUCAUUAAAUACUGGGUGGAUGGCAAUAUGCUGGCCAUGGACAGAACAACUUGCAUAUUCAAUAUUCUAAAGCAGCCAGAACACUAUUACUUGAUACAGACUGACUUCAAACCUGUUCUUCGAGAACUUUUGACAACACAUCCAGGGUUGGAAUUCUUACAAAGCACACCUGAGUUUCAGGAAAGAUAUGCUGAAACGGUCAUAUAUAGAAUAUUCUAUUACAUCAAUAGAUCAGGAAACGGCCGGCUUACCCUUAGGGAGCUGAAACGUGGUAAUGUCAUUGCUGCAAUGCAACAUGCAGAUGAAGAGGAGGACAUUAACAAAGUCCUGAGGUACUUUUCUUAUGAACAUUUCUAUGUUAUAUACUGCAAGUUUUGGGAACUGGAUACAGACCAUGAUUUCUUGAUUGAUAAGGAGAAUCUCCUUCGAUAUGGGAAUCAUGCCCUCACCUACAGGAUUGUUGACAGAAUAUUUUCACAGGUUCCAAGGAAGUUUACUAGCAAUAUUGAAGGGAAAAUGGGCUAUGAAGAUUUUGUUUAUUUUAUGCUUUCAGAAGAGGAUAAGUCAUCGGAGCCUAGUCUUGAAUAUUGGUUCAAGUGCUUAGAUUUGGAUGGAAAUGGCGUGUUGACACCCAAUGAAAUGCAAUUCUUCUAUGAGGAGCAGUUGCACCGUAUGGAGUGCAUAUCUCAGGAGCCUGUGCUAUUUGAGGAUAUCUUGUGUCAAAUAGUCGAUAUGAUCGCACCAGAGGUAGAAGAUUAUAUAACAUUGCGUGACUUGAAAAGAAGCAAACUCUCGGGAAAUUUUUUCAAUAUUCUGUUCAAUCUCAAUAAAUUCAUGGCUUAUGAAAGCCGUGAUCCAUUUCUAAUUCGCCAGGAACGUGAGGAACCAAAUUUGACAGAGUGGGAUCGCUUUGCACAUAGGGAGUACAUCAGGCUUUCAAUGGAAGAAGAUGUGGAGGAUGUCUCAAAUGGAAGUGCAGAUGUUUGGGAUGAAUCACUUGAGGCUCCUUUCUAACUCUACGAGCUGCCUGUGUAAAUGUUUCUUGUUGCAUUUUUGAGUUUUGGCGCAAAAGGGAAAUUACUCCACAAGUGAAGCUUAUCGACAUAUGCUACUUCAGAGCUCUACAUUCAGGGUUGGGCGUGUCUUGGACAUGCCUAUUGUCCAAUAAUCUGUGCUUGCCCUUUGCUGCACCCCAUGACCAUGUGGUGUCAAAUUCUUGAUUUGCCUGGGGAGUCAUUUGAAGUGAGAGAUGGCUGCUUGUCCGGUUGUUCACCACCCAGUUGACAAUAGUUCAUACUGGUAUCAUAGCUUCCAGAUGCUCAGCUACAUUUCUGGUUGAUUUUCCUUUCCUUAUGCUUCUUUUCUAUGGUAAAAAUGGCUGGUAUCAUUUUUCUGUUCCCAUGAAAUUGGUCUUCAGAAGGAGAUUUAUUCCAUCUUUAGCCUUUCGUCAACGUUUCAAUGUUCUUUUGUUGGUUCAUGAUCAAGACGAUGACCUUUCUGCUGAGAAAUGAAUGUGGGAAACAACACUUUCUGAUAUGAUACGUUUGUGAAGACUGAUGUACUUAAUAUACUAUCAUAUCCUUGGGACGUAGAAUAAAACAGGACUCUACAUCCUAUCAUACGCAUACAUCCUCAUCUAUCUUUGUGAAGUCCUCUUUCAUUGUUGCACAGCCUCGUUUACAUUAAUGCAAUGUUUGGCAGGCUGUCGUGCAAUAUGAUGCAAUAAAAUUUGAUAUUGAGAUUCAA